Molecule: messenger RNA, 1251 nt
Organism: Diplodia corticola
Lineage: Eukaryota; Fungi; Ascomycota; Dothideomycetes; Botryosphaeriales; Botryosphaeriaceae
Exons: 5
Coding region: 1-1251 (416 amino acids)
Source: RefSeq, a predicted model, not a curated record
AUGGAGGACCGAAGCGGGCAGGUCCUGGCCGUCAACGUCGCCUUCUUCAGCCUGACAUGGAUUUUCAUGCUGCUGCGCGUCUAUACACGCGCCUAUCUGCUCAAGUCCUUCGGUUCGGACGACUGGUCCAUGGUCGGCGCAUUGCUGCUCUUCACCGGCUACCUGAUCUGCCAGCUGGGCGGCGUCGCCUAUGGUACUGGCCGCCGCGACGUGGACAUCGCACCGGUCGACCGGAUGAGGGCUCUGAGGUACUGGUGGUUCUGUGAACUGUUCUACUCCUCUGCCACGUGCACGUUGAAGUGUUCGGUCGGUCUCUUCCUUCUCCGCAUCGCCGUCAAGAGAGGCCACACUCUUACCAUAUACAUCAUGAACGCCGCCAACAUCGUCUUGAGUGUUGCCUACUUCUUCGUCUUCAUCUUCCAAUGCAAUCCCGUCUCCUCGUUCUGGACCAUUAAGCCGAACAACGAGCACUGUCUCUCCAUCCAUGCCAUUGAGGGCAUCUCCUACGGUGCAGCAACCCUCGGCUCACUGUCCGACUGGAUCUUCGGAGUUCUUCCUGGCUUCAUCGUCUAUGACCUCCAGAUGAACAAGAGAACCAAGCUGGUCGUCGUCGGCAUUCUCGCCUUUGCAGCUAUCGGCAGCACAGCGACUCUCAUCCGCAUGCCAUAUAUCAAGGGCUUCAGCGCCACCCACGAUUUCCUCUAUGAAUCGACCGACAUCGCCAUCUGGUCUACCAUCGAGCCGGGCAUCGGCAUGAUCGCCGCGUGCAUCGCAACGCUGCGACCGCUACUCCAGCACGUACUGCACCGCAGCGGCCUCUCGACACCGGACAAAGCAACCAACUACGCCAGCUACGGCAACGGGCCGAGCACCCACCGAUCGGGAGCGGGCUACGAGCGCUCCAACUCCUACUCGCACCACAUGGACACGCUACGGCCGGACACUAUCACAGGGGGCACGGCAACGGUAAUCGUCACGGGUGGCGAGGCGACAAACAAAACCUGGCACGACGACAGCGACAAGGGGAGCGACGAGCACAUCAUUACCCAUUCGUCCAGCGACAUCCACAUCAGCAAGAGUGUGCAGGUGACGCAUGCCACCGAGCCUGCCGACCCGAGUCCGACCCCGUACGGCACUUACGCCCACCAGAACCGGCAUCAUAAUACGAACUCGAGAUCGCAUGGGCGGAAGCCGUCGAAGAUAGACGAGAGGAGCUUGACCGGACGCAACUCGGACGAUAGCUUGGUUUGA